Xyrichtys novacula (pearly razorfish) is the source of this 2733-nucleotide messenger RNA. The record is from the annotation of a GenBank genome assembly. NCBI's taxonomy places the organism in Eukaryota, Metazoa, Chordata, Actinopteri, Labriformes, Labridae.
AUGCUCGUCCAGAUGCUAGCUCUGUCCAGGAGUUCAACAGCUUCGAGGUGGAGACUAUGCCUGCGCUGCUCUGCCCUCUCUGUGGGGAACACAGAGCCCUCCACCACAGCCAGACCCCUGUUUCUAAGAACCCAGACUGCUGCGUUUCACCAAAGCCAAGCCAAAGCCAGUCUUGACCCAAACAAGCCCGCCUCAGGCAAGGACAUGUUUGACUGCUGAUACAGUUAGCUGUUCUCUGCUGUAACCCAAACUAAGUGUGUGAUGUAGAAACAUAGAUGAUAGUGCUUCACCCUUGACUUGUGCGCAGCGUUCCCCAGACAAGAUAAAGUUGACAUUUAGUGAUAGGACUUUAUCUCUGAAGCACUUUGAAUGAAUUCAGGCCCAAAAAAUACCCGCCUUUUUAUUUCUCACUCAUUAUUUGCUGGUUUCAGCUACAAAUAAAAGUCUGAAUCUUUGAAUUGAGAAGUUAUCUAAAAAGAAACUCUGCUUUGGGUUUGUGCUUAUUUCCCCUUUUUCUUUUAACAUGUUUGAGACCUAACAGUCUUUCAAGACUUGAGGACAGAAUAAUAGAAUAACAAGCAGUUAAUUUUCAUAUUUUUAUUUAGCUUCAAGUUCAAGUAAAAGCAAAAUCAAACAACCAUACAGAGAAAGUUUACACACACUUGUGGUUAUCUUGUUUUUUUGGCAGCAUCCCAUUUCCUAAAUAUGCAAACUAUUUAAUCUGAGUGGAUUAAGUUUAGACUAGAGCGAGGGGAGAAGAGGGUUUGCUGGCACAAUAAAAUUCAAGCUGGGUCAUGUCUGUCUCCCUAGCUCAGGGAGGAUUUAGGGUCUCUCUGUGAUAAUAAUCUUAUUUUUUCCUCUGCAAAUUGGGGCCCUCCAGCUACAGUUUCAGAAAACCCUGCUGUGACAGUAGAGACAAAUUAUUAUUUUUAUGAUCACGGCAGAAGUGUUUCUCUCCUUAUGUUGUUGCCUCUCUGUGCUGCAGUGUUGUCCUCAGGGUCUGGGCUGGAGUGGGAGCUGUUUGGGAUGGGGAUGUGGUCAUUGGGUCUUGGUGCUGUUGGAGCUGCAUUAGCCGGGAUCUUUCUGGCCAACACCGAUCUGUGUCUGUCGAAGGCCGCCAACGCAACGCUGGAGUUCCUUGAAGAUGCUGACCUGCGCUCCACUGUGGAGGGUACGUCGGCUUUCUGAUUGGUGGUUUAAGAAUGUCACUCACCAAUGAGCCUGCUUAUUUUAACUCCUGCUGUUACUAAACCCUUUUAACUGGAGUAAUCAUUACAUCAACAAUCUGCAGUUUUCUGCUCUAUUUAUGGUUUCAUGUCUGUGUGCAUUGUUCACACGGUGAAAGAGGUGUUGUGUGACCUUUAAGGCAAAGCUGCUUUCUCAAAUCUGCUGGUAUUACAGAUUAGAUCACUGCGAAGGUCUUUACCAAUGAGUGAAGGCCGAGUUACUGUGAUGCUCUUAUUCAUGUUCAACUUAAAGAUAUUCUGUGUGAAGCAUGAAUGUUUUCUCCCUUUCAAGGCUGCAUAUUUUGAAUUCUUGCAGCAGUGCAAUCACUCUGAUCUGAACGUUGAAGGUUUAAGACUCAAACUCAGACUCUUCUUGGUUUGUCUGCAGACGGCACGGUCAUCAAAGCAAAGAGCCUGUGGGAGAAGAACGGGGCGGUGGUCAUGGCCGUAAGGCGGCCCGGAUGAUUUUUGUGCAGAGAGGUGAUGCAGAGUUACUGAUGACACAGGAAGUGAAACACAAAUGUGUAUGUGGGUUGUAUUUUCUCUGAUCGUAGAAAUCUCUCUCUCUCUCUGUAGGAGGCCUCUGAGCUGUCCUCUCUGAAACCUCAGCUGGAAGAGCUCGGGGUCCCUCUGGUCGCAGUGGUGAAGGAGAACGUCGGCACAGAGAUCCAGGACUUCAGACCGCACUUCGCUGGGGACGUAUACAUAGACGAGGAGGUGAGCGGUGGUGGGAAAGCUUUAAAUCACCCUUAAAGAAAAAGUCAUUUACCAAAUCCACAGACCUGAAGCUUUAAUACUGUUUCUUAAGACUUUUAUAAGCGGACAAAACAGACAUCAUUACCCCAUCAAGUAAUAGUCUCAGUUUAAGUGAAGUCUAUAGUUGUGGGACUGGUGAUCUUCUUUUAUUAUGAAUAUAUAUAAAUACAUGACCACUACGGUGAUUAACUGAAUUUCCACUUUCUAUUACGGUCCUUUUGUGGGUAAGCCUAAAAACCAGUGAGUCACUCGUUAAUCCUCCUGCAUUAUUUUACUCUAAACGCAGAGUGGGAGUGGAGGAGGUGUUAAAGCUCCAAUAAUAAAAUGUUGCAGAGACAGAUUAAAGGGAAAAGUACAAUAAGUUAAUCCUUCCCGGCAUGUUGCACAGAUUAAAAUCCAACCUGUGUGUUUGUAGAAACGCUUCUACGGCCCUGUGCAGAGGAGGAUGGGAGGGCUGGGGUUCAUCCGCCUCGGAGUGUGGCAGAACUUCAUCAGAGCGUGGAGGUCUGGCUACCAGGGCAACAUGAACGGAGAGGGUUUCGUCCUGGGGGGAGUGUUUGUCGUUGGAGCUGGAGAGCAGGUACUGGAGCUCAAACCUGGAUUUAACAGAAGCUUCCUCUUUUAGCUUCAUCUAACUUUGUGUUUUCGUUUGUAGGGGAUUCUUCUCGAACACCGUGAGAAGGAGUUUGGGGACAAGGUGAAGAACGCGGCUGUUUUAGAGGCUGUUCAGAAAAUUGUGCCGGUGAAAUAA